This is a messenger RNA of Rhipicephalus microplus (southern cattle tick), 7332 nucleotides long. RefSeq names its product mucin-5AC-like. The record is from RefSeq and is a predicted model, not a curated record. NCBI's taxonomy places the organism in Eukaryota, Metazoa, Arthropoda, Arachnida, Ixodida, Ixodidae.
CGCAUAAGGGUGAGGAAUAACCAGCUCGUCUUUUCAAAUAGGACUCGUGCGCCUUGCGAAGCCGUCGCUACACGGUACGCUACGAUAACCUACCGGCCUCCGGCCUGCUGUCAAAAGCGGCGCUUCGUGGGCACCACCCGCCGCCGCGGUUGCGCGGCCAGCUUCGUCGCCCCUUUGUGUCGACUUUCGACUGCGCAAGGCACCGUGCCGACAUGUAGCACUAGAGCGAUGCGCCGGAGCGAAACCAAUGCUUCUCGCGGGGCUCCCGCCGUGGUGACUGCAGUGCCGAAUAGGAACCGAUCGACACGCUAGCUCGUGCGGCGGCCGCCGCACAGCGCACUUCGAAGUCGCCGGCGGGGGCAGCGCUGUCAGAGGCGAGGCGGCGUCGAGCCUGCGUGUUUACCAGCCCCGAAGGACGCACGCGGAUACGCCGAUGAUGAUGGCCUAAGCGAUCUCGCGCUAAAGCUGCACGAGAUCUCUACGUUCUCUCCGACCGAGGCAAGCGCUUCCUUGCGACCAUUCGGCCACGACCGUCUCCGUAAGCGCCGUGAUUAUUUUGUCGGUGUGUGUGCGCGCGCGCUAAGUCGUUCGAAGACGAAGUGACCGGCGCCCGUCAUUUGGCUCCACAUUAAACGCGUUGGUGUGUACUGCGUCAAUUCGCGGUUGAUCGUGUAGUGUGAGUACUGUGUAGACUGAGUGUUCGCGCAGAACUGUCAUCCCAGCGAGUCUACAGCGUCGGUCAUAUUACCCGGUGCGGCAGUGUUAACGUUGUCAUCGCGUAGCCAGGCGAGGGGCGCUCCUAUCUUCGAGCUACCUACGCGCGAGCUGUCAAAUCCCUGACUGCCGUCAUCGCCUAUGCCUAAGUCGAGCUCGAAUGCAUCGCACACAGAGCAUAAGAAACUGGGAGAGAAUAAUCGGGAGAAGAAGACACCGACCUUGCCGCAUCGCCACGAUCGCAAGAAAAAAAGCCGAAAUGUCCAGGGCAAGGAGGCGGCCGUCGGUCGUAAAUCUUCAAGCCGCGGCGAAAAUGACUGGGGUGGUGCCAGACGUAGCGUAUGCUACACCACCCAAACGGUGAGCUACGUGAGCGGUGGGGUGCAAAAACAAGUGCAACUGAAAGUGCCCCUGCUGCGGCUUAACAGACUGGAGUGGCUUUCGGCGGAAUUCGGAGCUAUGACGCGUUCGAAAAUGUCAAAAAAGAGCGACUCGAAGGAAAAGGGGCGCAAUUCAACACCUGCUGAUGCCAAGUCCAAGGUGUCUGCAGUUAGCGACUCAAAGCACAUUCCCGCCAGGGUGACGCGAAGCAACUCGCCUCCACAGUGCAUGGCUGCACUAGCUGGCAGUAAGCCGGGUAACAAAAGUGAUCUGACACAAAAGAACAAGUUGCGAUCUCUGAUAAAAGAGGAAGUCUACGAUGACAUCUCUGAUGUCCCACUGGAAGAGUACUGUGAUGCGAAAUCUAUAAAAGCGGAAACAGAGGCAGGCGCAACCAAUAAUGAGCCGCGUGAAUCACGGCACACAAAACAGAAGAGUAGAGGUGAUGCUAAACUUGCCCAAGCUCUAGUCAAGAAGCACAAGAGUGAGCCAUUGGAAACUGCCGCAGCCGAGGGUAAAGGUGGCCAACCUCCGCACAAAAAGCAAAAAAGCACACCACUAGAUGACUUAGAGGACAUCUCUGAUACGCCUCUUGAUGAGUACGGCUUCUCAGAAAAUGAGAGUCAAUGUGCAUCUGUUGCCAACGCCACAGAACUAAAAGUUGCCAAAGCUCGGGACACAACCACUGGUCUGAAGCCCAGUGAUAGUGCAAGCAAUGAUGUGACCUCAAAGGACAAAGCACCAAUGAAUAAGGCUGCAAAGAAGGGGCCCCCAGAAGCACACAGUUCUGUAAAAAUAUCAGCCACGAAACAUCAGCUGAGUAAAGCCAAGUUGAAUCUUGCCAGUACAAAGCCCGCUAGCAAGCCAAGUCCUGCCCCAGAAUCUGCAAAAGAUGUGUUGGAGAAGAGGGCAGUUAAACGAUCUGGAACGCCAUGCAAGGACCUUGGUGCAAAAAAAUCAAAAACUGAUGCUGAUGCAGCUAAAGAAAAGGUGGAAUCUAAUGCCAGCACUACCCAGCGAAGCAACAGCAGCCCGCUGCUGACCAAGAAAGCACCAUUAGCCAAAUCAGCGAGCAAGCUGUCACCUCGUACCAAGAAUACCGCAGCAACAUGUGGCUUGAAGGAAACUCCUGCAACUAAAGUGAAGGCUAGCACAAGUGAAACAACAGAAAAGGCCAAAAGUGCUUCUCCUGGUGUGCAACAAAAGAGCUGCCCUGAAGCAGUCAAUAAAGUGGAAAAAGACAAGCGGGAAAAGAAACCAGUGCACUGUAGCAAGAGCAGCUCUGACAAGCCUGCUAGCGCCUUGGGCAAUUCUAAGAACAUUCCUGCAUCAUCCUCUACUAAAACAGCUGGAGAAGUGACAAAUGCCAAGCCCAGCAGCGAAGUAACCAUUGAAAGCACCACUUCACCAGUCACUGAGAAAGUUAUGAACACAACUUCACCAGUCACUGAAAAAGUGUUGCCGGGUAAACUAGAGAAGACACAAGCACAUUCAACAAAGGACAGAUCAAGCAUCACAGCAAGCAAGUCUGGUGAUUCAGAUGUGCCUGCAAAAGAUUUACCCACUGCAAAGACUGUUAAAAGUGUGACAGGUGCAAAGGCCAAUCAAGUAGCCAAGAAGAAGACCAUGCCAACGUCCGUUCCCAAGGGAAGUACGGAUGGACCAGCUGCUCCUAAGGGAACUCCAGGUGUGGCCACGUCUAGUGGCCAAAGCAUUACAGUGAAAGCCCCUUUGCCUACUGAAAACCCUCUUAAGGAAUGUAGCAAGUCUGGUUGUUCAGAUGUGCCUGCAAAAGAUUUACCGACUGCAAAGACUGUUAAAAGUGUAACAGAUGCAAAGGCCAAACGAGAAGCCAAGAAAAAGACCCUGCCAGCAUUCGUUCCCAAAAGAAGUAUAGAUGGACUAGCUGCACCUGAGGAAACUCCAGGUGUGGCCACGUCUAGUGGCCAAAGCGUUACAGUGAAAGCCCCUUUGUCUACUGAAAACCCUCUUAAGAAAUGUAGCAAGUCUGGUUGUUCAGAUGUGCCUGCAAAAGAUUUACCAACUGCGAAGAAUGUUAAAAGUGUAACAGAUGCAAAGGCCAAUCGAGAAGCCAAGAAGAAGACCCUGCCAACAUCCGUUCCCAAAAGAAGUAUGGAUGGACUAGCUGCACCUGAAGAAACUUCAGGUGUGGCCACAUCUAGUGGCCAAAGCGUUACAGUGAAAGCCCCUUUGUCUACUGAAAGCCCUCUUAAGGAAUGUAGCAAGUCUGGUUGUUCAGGUGUGCCUGCAAAAGAUUUAUCGACUGUAAAGACUGUUAAAAGUGUAACAGAUGCAAAGGCCAAUCGAGAAGCCAAGAAAAAGACCCUGCCAACAGCCGUUCCCAAAAGAAGUAUGGAUGGACUAGCUGCACCUGAGGAAACUCCAGGUGUGGCCACCUCUAGUGGCCGAAGCGUUACAGUGAAAGCCCCUUUGUCUACUGAAAACCCUCUUAAGGAAUGUAGCAAGUCUGGUUGUUCAGAUGUGCCUGCAAAAGAUUCAUCGACUGCAAAGACUGUUAAAAGUGUGACAGAUGCAAAUGCCAAUCAAGAAGCCAAGAAAAAGACCUUGCCAACAUCCGUUCCCAAAAGAAGUAUGAAUGGACCAGCUGCUCCUGAGGAAACUCCAGGUGUAACCACGUCUAGUGGCCAAAGCGUUCCAGUGAAAGCCCUUUUAUCUACUGAAAAGCCUUUUAAUGACAAAGCCAAGGUGGAGCCCACAAAUGAACCGGGAAAGAUAAAAACUGCUACUGAAUCGGGAAUGGCAAAGCCAGGCAAUGAUUCUGCAAAGGCAAAGCCCAUUAGUGAUUCAGCAAAGGUGAAACCUGGCACAUGUGUGAGCUCAGCAGUAGCAAAGACAGCAUUGUCGACCAAACCAGCAAGGACACCUGCGUCCUGUGCCAAGAGCACCUUAAAAACGGCUGUCACUGCAGCUGCUAAAGCUUUGAUAUCAUCUGCACCAGAAAAGCAAAGUUUUGAGACGUCGCCUAGAACAAAUAAAAGGCCUCAGCCUGAUCUCAAAACAGAACACUUAAAACCUGCCAAGAAUUCUGUGUUGAUUGCAAAAAAGACUGCUGUAGAAAAUAUAAAUGCCAACGGGAGCACAGAAAGAAAACUUGAUGUUGUGCCACCCAACAAGGAGACUGCAAAGAGCGAACCAUCAGUGUUGUUUGCCGCUGGUAUAGAGGUCAAAAUUAGUCGCAGCAAACUCCCCAGCAACCAAGAAGUGCCGAAAUGUUCUUCCGGUUCACAGAUCCAUGCAGCAGCUGCUGAAAUCUUGUCACAUGCUCCCAAGAGAAAAGGGAAUGAACAACGGGGCACAUGUGAUGCUUUGGCAUCUGAAAAUGCUAAGCAGAUACGGAAGGAAAAGGCCCAGUUGACGCAAUGCGCCGAGCCUUCUGUUAGUGUCCCUGACAGUGAUGAGAUUACUUCGACAUCGAGCACUUUCGAAGGGCUCUGCGAAAAAGAAAAACAGGAGCACCACACAUCCAAUAAUGUCGAGAUGGCUGCCGCAGAAGUUACAGGGGAACGAAGCAGCCUUCAGAGUACCACUACAGGCAAGGGUGCCCCUGCAGUCACAGUAAUGUCAACCGAGACACCUGCUCCAACAACAGAAUGUGUGAGCGGGGAGUCUUUGAGCGACAUUGUGGGUGCCAUCUCAGAACGUGCACCAUGCACCACAGGUAAACUGCACAAAGAUAAAAGUGAUUUGCGUAAACCUUGCAAGUCUACUGUGCAAGUCACAGCUAAAGCUCUAGAGCAACACAACACUAGUGUCCCAUAUGCUCUCGAUGUUGAAGCAGAUGUCAGUGGCGGCGCGAAAGGCGUAGAUGCCGGUGCUGAGGAGGAGUGCCUUGCCUCUGUCGCUGAUGGGCUGACCAUUCAUCGAGAAGACAGAGAGAAGCAACAGGAUGCGAGUGACACUGCUAGCAAAUCACGUGAUAACAUAUCGUUUGUUGCUGAUGCCACGUCCCGCAAUGUACUGACAGUGGCUUCCACGUGCCAUCCAUCAGAUCUCUUGCACGGAAAUGCUUCGCAGAUAUGGACAGUUCACGGUGACGGUGAUCCGCAAGAGAAAAAUGACAGGGACUUAUCAAGCAUCAACACUUCUGCACCCUUGCAAAAGGGUCUCCUACAAAUGGAAUGCAGCAACGAAUCAUCUACAAGGGGACACACUGAGCCUCCGACAAAUGCCGAAGUUAGUCCACGUGCAGUCAGUGUUGUGUCUUUACCUAAGCAAAGCAGGUCCGAAAAUGCCCAAGGUGACAGCAGUGGUUCUGUACCAAAGGAAGCCAUUGACGCACUAGUUGUAACAGGACACAGUGAGGUCAGUGACAGGCUUCUAGAAGGUUCUACUUCCUCAAGUCUAGCUGGUGACAUGGUGGCUGAUACCUCGCACAGUAACAGUCAAAUGCCUUCCACAGUCAAUCUAAGUCACCCUCAAAAGCUUUAUUUAGACGAGGCUUCGUCAAAAGACCCAGCAAGUGACUGUUCCAAUCCGAACAAACAAGGUACAAAUACUUGCACACUUCAGGCUAGUCACGACGAUUAUCAGCAGAAGGCUUCGUCAAAAGACCCAGCAAGUGACUGUUCCAAUCCGAACAAACAAGGUACAAAUACUUGCACACUUCAGGCUAGUCACGACGAUUAUCAGCAGAUAGACCAAGAAAAAGUUGCCUUAAUACAGAAGCCUCUCCGCAAUAUUAAAGUUACAAUAGAAAAAUGUAGCAGUGAACGUCCCAAUGUAGGCGAAGGGUAUGUCAGCAAGUCUGAAGAAACAACUAUCGGAGCCUUGUUGAAGGAACUUGUUGAUGUAGCCUCAAGCAAUGCGAAAGAUGAUCUCUGCAGGAGCACAGCUACGGGAGGCAGUUUCCAGGGGCCGGAAGAGCCAAUGUCGAGUCCAGUGCCUGCUCAGCAAGACAAAGCAGUCAAAUGCUUGGAAUCUGGACCGACUGGUGAAUUACACGACAGUGCACCAAGCAUAGACAUCUGCCAACCCACUCGUGAAGUUCUUCAAUGGCAAGCAGAACAUGCUCGUGCACUUAAUAAGGAAAAGGAAGGGAUUCCUAUUGCAGGCUCGGAGCCGAUACAAAAACUGCACUCUGAAGGUGCCAACAAAGGUGAUUUUCAGACAGGUUGUGAAACACUUGAUCAGGUGCCAGCCGAAGAACUCAACAGAGCCUCUCCUACUAAAGCCCAUUCGAGCUUACCUUUGUUCCAACCGUCAGCUUACGCCACGUUAAGUGAUAGUUUCAGCGGCAAUCGGCACCGAGAAGAGGCAUUGAAAAACGAACCUGCAGAAGGAGAACAUGGCAAUGUCGUCGCGGCCGCAUUGCCGCUGCGACCGGAUACGAGCAACGAGAACAGUGUUGGCCUCGGCAGUGAUAUUAUGGCCAACAAGAGUACUUCUCGCCAAGAAGAAGCAACCAUCAUUGAGCAGCAGCCAGUGUUGGAAGCCAGGGGAGCAAGCAGCGAUAAAACCACCAACUCUGGGCUUGGUAAUAGAGGCAGCACGAAGAAGAGGCUGUGUGCGGUCGCAGCUGGGGAUGUCAAGGCAGCUUCUGACGAAGUGACUCUUCACCACAUCGACAGGGAACCUGCUUUGGAUGCCAAAAGAGGUGUGGAAGACUCAAGGAGACAUGUGGCUGCACCUUGUACAAAGAGUUGUGGCAGCUCCCCUGCACUCGGCUCUACUAGACCUCGACAUGAUCAGCUGCCUACACAUUCUGGAUGUGUGCGGCUCUCAUGCCGAGAAGCUCGUUAACCUGAAGAAGCGUAUAGAGAGUGACAGCAUCACCAAAAGGGAGGCCGUGACCGAGAUUUCCCAGUUAGUGCACACUGCAGUUGUGGAAGAGUUGUUCAAGCGGGACCGUGCAGAUCGGGCACUCAACCUUCUGGCCAGGAUACCAUUCUCGCUCGACCCUCAUGAAGUGGUCAAGAUUCGCAAAAUCACUCAAUCCAUCUAGACCCAUCACAUUUGCUUAGUGUAACGAAGUCAGACUAUGAGGCUAGGUGAAGUGCGAAUGCCGUGGACAUGUGUGUGUCAAUGUGGUGCAUGUGUGUGACUGGGACCAAUCCAAUCUGUCCUUGUGCGUUUCAUGUGUGCGUCUCUGUUGUUGCAUUUCUUGUUUGCAUUGCCAAAGAUUGCCGCUGCAAGUUAGCGGGUGCCAUGAAUAUUGAUCUUAAUAAACUUGCAGCAAAUGUUCCCGUUUUCUUGAAA